AUGUCGCCAACAACAACAAGAACAACCACAACCGCCGCUAAAACUCAAAAUGACCCCCAAGAAAUCCCCGAAUUAAAUACCUACCCUGCCACCACGAAAGACGACCUCAUCCCGGCCCUCCGCCUCAUCGCCGACUCCGUCGCGCAACAGCGCCAAAGCGCCGCCCGCGCACUCAUCUUCCACCCCCUCUGGCUAUCUGCCAUGGCCGCCCUGAUCGCAAUCGUCUACAAAGUGCUCUACACCGAUUCGUCUGACCUCCCGCUCAUCGGGACGACGAGCGCAGGGUGCGUGAUGGCGGGGUUGUUGGUUGUGCGGGGGUUAACGGCGGGGUAUAUCGAGGAGGCGGAGAGGGUUGGGAGGUGGGAGUGGCUCUUCCCCAGUUCUAGCACCGGGACAGAGGGAGAGGAGAAGGGACAGGAGCAGGAGGUUCUGGUGACGAAGUUCGGGGAGAGGAUUAUCGCGGCGGUUGUGCUGCGCGGCGUUCCUGCCGAUGAGAAGGGGAAAGUGAAGGGGGUUAUUCGGGCGUGGACGGUUGAGAGACGGUAUCGCGGGAAGGGUGUGGGGGUUGGAUUGCUGGAGGAGGCAGUUGCAUUGUGCCGGGAGAAGGGAUGGGAGGGGCCGGUGUUUGAUGAUGAGCAUGCGAAUGCGAAGAGGGUGCUGCCGGGGUUGUUUAAUGGGCGGUUUGAGAGGAGGGAGAAAUGGGCGAGGAAGGUGCUGGAGGGCGUGAAGAAAAGGAUGGAGUAG
Aspergillus udagawae is the source of this 744-nucleotide messenger RNA. Its product is annotated as GNAT family N-acetyltransferase. Gene Ontology annotation, molecular function: acyltransferase activity, transferring groups other than amino-acyl groups. The transcript has a single exon. NCBI's taxonomy places the organism in Eukaryota, Fungi, Ascomycota, Eurotiomycetes, Eurotiales, Aspergillaceae. Bases 1 to 744 code for a protein of 247 amino acids. The record is from RefSeq and is a predicted model, not a curated record.